Messenger RNA from Podarcis lilfordi (Lilford's wall lizard), 16223 nucleotides. Lineage: Eukaryota; Metazoa; Chordata; Lepidosauria; Squamata; Lacertidae. The record is from the annotation of a GenBank genome assembly.
AUGGCGCCUCUUACAAGUUACUCCAGCGGGCCUUUGUUGUUGGCGUCGCCGCUGAUGCUGUUACUGCUGCUGUUUCUCUCGUUUUCCAGAGUUCGAGGUGGGGUGGGGUGUGAGGUAGGGUGAGGGGAUUCAAUGCAUUUCGGUAGUACCCCGCCUUGUUCAGACUGUUGGCAUAUCUGCCAGAUGAGCUGCCGGCCUCUUGUGUUGUUUUGGAAAGCUAAGCGCAAGAAAGCCACUUUCUGUGUAUGGACUGAGAGGCCAGUUACUUCAAAACCUGUAAAUUUCGCUAAAAGUUAAGGGUGUCCUUUUCUUGUUGCCUUCAAAACUUCAUAAAACAGCAAACUGUCAAACGCUGAGGGUAAAUGUGGUUGUUGCAUAUAACCUAUCUUCAGAUAAGAGGAUUAUACUUUAAUUCUUGAAAAACUGAAGGUCAUGGUAUGGCAAUAAUAAAUAGUUGUUGGGACCAACCAAAAGGUUACCGGCAAGGUUUCAAAUGAGCUAGGAUAUUUGUUGGGGAUGUGCCAUGAAUGCAAUCCAGAUUGGAGGAAGACAACAUGGACUUUGUAUGAAUCUGCAAAAUUAUUUAUUAGUUUCAUCUACUUAAGAUCCCUCAAGAAUACAACACAUUCACACAGGCUCUGCAGGGAUAUAAUUAUAAAAGGUAGUUGCUCUAACUAGAUGGCCAGUCUGCUCACACAAAGGAAUGGAUAGAGCUGGCCAAUGAUGGAAGAUUCACAUUGCUCCUUGGCCUUCUGAGCUUUUUGCCCCCAAAUGGCCCUACGAUUUUUAUACUUUAAGAAUAUUGCCUCUUGGUAACAUGCCAUAUUGGUUCCUCUUCCAGCCUUACUUUAAGUAAAUAGACAUAACUGUCCUAAAAUAUGGUAUUAUUCCAAGGAAAGUUCGGCAGUGUCAUCUUUCUGGGAAUGCUCCUUAAUCUGCUAUUUUAAGUCCUGUUUAUUUAAAAUAGCCACCAUUAAUUGGACCUGUUCCCUCUUUGCAUCCUUUGCACAGAGCUCCCUCUGUCUCCUGUUAGUCAUUAGAUGGUGGUAGCAGGUGUGCCACCCAUAUGGUUCUCACAAGUCUGUUUAGAUGAAAAGGCAACCACUUGCAGUAUUUUCCAUGUGAGUAGCAGGUGGUAAAUAAGGCUUCCAUCUGAACCUCACUUACCUACAAGCAAGCCCUUUAAAAUUCGAGAGAGCUUACAUCUGAAGAGACAUAGUUAUGAUUACUCUAUAAGUCUUAAUGGUGCCAGUCUUCUUCCAGCUGUCCUCUGCACAUGAACUCCCAGAAUCAAUUGGAACAUGGUCCUAUAGAUCCCAGUAGAGGAAAAUGUCAUAAAGAUUUAUGAAUUAUCCAGAGUUCUGCACUACAAUGAACCUUGUUUUCUCUUCCAUAGCUUCAGAACUUCCUCUGAAUUUUUAUUUCCAGGUGAUUGCUCCCAUCUGCAUGUAGCCAAUGCUAGCAUAAGGACUGGGAGUCCAAGAGACAGCUAUCCUACUGGGACUGUUUUGCAGUACCGUUGUAUCCCAGGUUAUGAGCCUAUUCCUGGAGAGACUCUUUCUAUUACAUGUCUUGCCGAUUCAAAAUGGUCAGUAGAAAAUCCUAGGUUUUGUCAAGGUAAGUUUCACUUAAUUUUCUGAAUAUCUAAAACUGUUGAACAGCCACCUUAGAUCAGACCAGUUAUGUCAGUAACUUGCUUAUUAACUGGAGGAGGUCCAAACAUUGCAGAAAGUUAGGAAAUAAUAAAGGGGGCUUUUCUUUUGUAGAACAUUGGAGACUUAAAUCAGGGAAAUGGAAUAUUCUGAGCAUCACUCCUCCUAAUGAUGAACUCAAGUGGUGAAUGCCCUUGGGUCUGUAGAUACAAGGUGCUUCUAAGAAACAAGAAAGAGCAAUAGCAUGUUUGAAUGAACCCCAAAGUUUGCAGAAGUACCAGAUAUUUAAAAGGGAACUAAGGGGGCAAAAACAACCCAGUGAAGCUUCGUUGCCUUAAACCUUAGGCAGGAGCUCCAGCUGGUCUUGCUGCACCCACACACACAGGCAUGACGUGGCAGCUCCCAUAAGCUCUUGGGCAAGAGUGGCGUCCAGCACACUUCCCUGUGCCUCUGAGCCUUCAGACUUCUUCCUGGCUCCAAGCAGAGUAUCGCAGCAGUGGUGUGUGCCUUGUGUAGGUGCAAUAAAUCACAGUACAUACGCAACCUUCUUUCUAAUCUUAAGAGGCUUUAAUGAACAGCAUAGCUGGGAGAUCGAGCAGCCAUCCUCCGGUUCAUCAGCCAAGCCACACCUUAGUAGGCUAGACAAUACACAGAACUGUUUAACCCUGUAAGUUCUGAUUCUCCUCACAGAACAUAGCUGAUGGGCUGUCCUUCCUGGGAGGUUUUUAAGCAGAGGUUGGAUGGCCAUCUGUCAUGUAUGAUAUAGUUGAGAUUCCUGCAUUUUAGGGUGUUGGACUUGAUGACCCUUAAGUCACACUAUACACUAUAAUAUUGUGAAGGUGAGAGGUACCAACACUGUCACCUCUUCUCCAAAAGUAGGUGAGGAGGAUGUAUUGGAGGUUCUCACCUUAAAUAAUGACUAGAAGCUGCCCCAGCCUGAAUUUUCUCCACCAUGGCAGAUGAAUAGUAUGCUUACAAAACUACUGUACUUAAAAGUAUAACUGUCUUAAAAUUAUUUGAACAAAUAUACCUUUGUUUUACCUAUUGUAAAACAUACAGGGGUGUGGGAGUACUAUUACAACUUUAUAGUAAACAAAAUAGAGUUUUUAAUGAUCUCAGAUGUCAACUUUUUGAUACUGGAUAGUGUCAGCAGCAACAGUCCAUAAACUUUGAACAUCUAUAUGCCAGAGGCAACAAAGAAAUAAGUGUACAUAAAGCAAGAAAUGGUCUCUCAACUGCUUUCAACUCAUGAAGGAAAAAAGAAAGAACACUUAACGUCUGCAUUAUUAUUGUUCACAUUAUUGUGAACCACCAGUAAAACUGGAUAUUGAAUUAUCCUUUAAUGAAUAUAGUAUUUCCAAGGACACUUUCAGACUGUCUCUAUAUUGUAGGAGGGAUUCAAUUAAAUACCAACAAAUUCAGGUAGCACAGUUGACAUGUAUUUGGUUCUCUUGUGCACCAAAUCUGAUUUAAAAAAAAAAAUUGGACAUUUUGCAGUAAAGAAUGUGACAGGGAAUUGCACUGGAGAUACUGAGAUAAUUUUUUUGAUACAAUGUCGUAUAACCUCUCCCCAAACAAAUCAGGAUGACUGCUCAAACAGAUCAUCUGGAAGUGGCCUUGGUGUCUGUAGUGUACCCUUUUUAUUUUAUUUUUAAAGAAAUCAAGGCUGCAUUUGCUAAUGCUUGUUUUGAUUUUCCUGUUAGGAAGGCGAUGUCCUACUAUAAAUUUAGAGAACGGCAGAAUAGUAAAAUCAAAAGACUUGCGGCUAGGUGAUGAAAUAACUCUAGGCUGUAAUGAGGGGUGAGUUGUAGGUUGCCUUGUACCUACUUUGCUUUGUUUAGAACUCCUGGGAGGGGCUCGUGACAGACAUAUUAAUUGUUAAAAUAUUAGGCUAGAUUUUUGACAUUAAUUCUUAUCUAGUUGUGUUGUUAUUAUACUCCAAAUAAAUUAAUAAACACAAAUAAGCAGCACCUAAGAACAGGUCUACCAUUUCUGGUUGAUUUGGUAACUGAGCAACGGCAACCUCUGGCUUCUGAGAAAUGUGUAUUCAGGUCUUUCAUUUGGUUAUUUCUCAGUGUGUAGAACUGUCUUUCAAUGCUGGCAUCUGGAUGUUUUUCCACUCACUGAUGAAAUCCCCAGUUCUUUCCCUGGCUCCUUUUACUCCUUGCAGCCCUUAAUUAAGUGCACUGCUGCUUCAAGCAAGUUCACAGUUCUCUGUUCAUUUCUCUAAAAAUAAAAUAAAACAAAUAUGCUAGAAUAACUAUAUUAGAGGGUUUUCAUAUGCCCCUCUAACUUCCCGUUCUCUCCAGCAAAAUAUACAUAAUAAUAUUUUGCAGAGUUCAUGUGAUCCACACUUUCUCAACCACAGCUCUGCCCCCUAUGAUAUGGUGUGAUAAUCAUGGAUUUUAUCUACAAUUGUGUUCUACAAUCCCUUCUCUCCAGCAAAGUAGACACAAUAAUAUUUUGUGUAAUCCACACUCUCUCAGCCAGACACCCUGCGAUAUGGUGUAAUAAUAGUGGAUUUUGUUUAUAAUCUCUUUGGGAAAGUAAUUUUCUUAAUGGCAAUAAACUCAAGUGGGGUGGGAUGGCAUUUUUAAUGACAUAAGGUCUGUUGGGAAGAUCAUGAAUUCCUGCCUUUACUGCUCCCCUUUGUUUUUGAGGUCACACACUACUCCCCAUCAUAGCUGAAUGUCAGUCCUGGAUUAGAUACCUGAAUUGUAUUUCAAGUACUUCACCUUGAAUCGAGGAAGUCCACUACGAUGAAAUUUGAAAGCCUAGGUUGCUGCUGUCCAAGCUACUGGUGUUUUUAUGUUGGUGUGACUUUUUCUGGGCACUCUUUAACAAAGAGAUAAUUCCUGUAUCUGGAAUUAAAUUAAAUUGCUAGCUUGUCUCAACCUCGACUGAGAGCACCCAGAGAAAGGGCUUUUUCAGUUGCCCCACCUUUAGAAUCCUCUCCUCAGGAAGUUUCCCCUGGGCUCAUUUUCACAUUGUUUUAGCAGCAAGGGAAGACCGCUUUACCAGGUCUCAUUCAGUGUUGUUUGAACUGGCUUCAAUCCUACUGUUAUUAUAUUCUUGCUGCUGUGUUGUUUGUAACUGCUUUUGAACUGGUGUGGUUGAUUUUAUUUUUUUUCUGUUUAUGUCAACUAGCACAGUGGUGACUCUGUAGAAUGGGAUAUAGUCUAAAUAAAGCAAGUGUACUAGAUAAGAAAUAUGCUCUAUCUGCACACUUUAUGUCCCGUGCAUUAAAAUACAAGAUUUGUCUUUCUCUUUAGGUACAGAAUGGUAGGCAUAAAUACUCUUCGAUGUAGGCUUAUAAACAACAACGUUAAUUGGAAUAGAGACCUUCCACUUUGCCAACGUAAGAUGAGCUAGUUUGAAUUUAUUAAGUGUGAGCUCAAUGUGUUACUGUGUUACUUUGUUUAUUGCAAAAGUGUAACCAAUAUACAGAGUUCAAGAUAUUUUCUGAUCAUGUACCAUAUACACACCGUCAUGGUUGUUGCCAACUAGCUGACUUCACCUACAGCUUUCCCCAGAGCAGGAAAUUGGUGUUCUGAAAUAACCCAUUUGUUUGCAAAAUCACACAUAAAUGGGAACUGAUGGAAUUGGUAUUAGAUCAAGGAGAAGUCGUGUGCAUAAGGAAUUGCUGAAGUCAUUCAAACCAUUGCCAUUCCCUACAAAUGGAUAUAUUGUUAAUCAGGAACCCUACAGAGCCUGUCCAUUAAGCCACUUUUCAACGUUUCUUGGAACAGAAACGAUUUCUUCCGUUUAAUUUAGCAUUUAAGUUUUAGUGGAAGCAUCUUUGCUUCAUUGUUCUUAUUCAGACAAGAGAAUCUAAGGGAGUAAAGCAGUGCAAAUAGAACGUGUGCAUUGCACUAAUCCCACAUUGUGCUCAGAGCCACUGGUGAAAGGGGUUAGUUUGGGGAGCACCAGAAGGUCAUCAUCUCUGUGGUUUUUCAUAUGGGAGCAGGGGAGAGAAUCAUGUAUACCACCUUGAACUCACUGGAGGAAAGGUGAGACAAAAAUAUAAUAUAAUAUGAAAUGAAAUGAAUUAAAAAAUUAAAAAUUAAUUUGGCUACAGCAGAUUCCAUAAUGCUUCAACAUUUUUUACCUAUUUUUUUGGGCUCACCUUUUGGCCUGAGUGCUUAACACUUAACCAUGGCCUCUGAGGAGCCUGAAUUUGAAUCAUCCAUUGGUUGCCCUAUAUAACUUGUGGGGACUUACAUACUCUUGGAAUUAGAGUUUCACCUGUGGGUGGAUUGGGGAGCAAUUGGGUCAGAUCCCCCUGAAUUACUGGAAACCUCCUGGAACAUCAUUUGCCUUUUCAUCUAAAGCAGUCUCUUCUGGGCCUCUUUACAUACCUUUCAAGUGGUUUUCUGCAUGCGGAGGUUCUCUCCCCGCUCCCAGUGGUUUUCAGGGGUUCAUCCUUUAUUACAUCAUUUAAAAAUACUUUUUAUUAAUUAAAAAAACUAUGGAAUUCAGCAAAUUUAUUUGACCUACAAGCAAAUAUGGUUGCUAAAGUGACUUAGGGCAUUCACAUACUCUCAUUGCUUUCCCUUGGUAUAAUAGGGUCCUUGUUUUUGUAACCUUUCCUUGUCUGACCAUUCUGUCUAUGGUAUAUACAGUUUUAGUCACUUCCUUUCAUGCAUUCACAUACCUGUGGUUUAUCUAUUUUGGUUUUAUGUCAUGUAUGAAUUUGUUCGAGAGCGAUAUGAAAUUGUAUAUGGACUAUGUAUAUUGUCAUUAAAUCCCAUUUGAUACCCUGCAUUUUGGGGUCAGUCUUUAUUAUUUUUCUGUGCACAGCUGUGACGGCAGCCCUGUCUCCAUAGGCAUGCAUGAGGGGAAAUAAAGGCUAAUAGUAAGGAAGCUGAGGCCACAGCCCCCGCCCCCGAGCAUUCCUUGCUCUGAAGGUGGCACUGGGGCUUUGACAGCUCCCUCUGUGAAGCUUCAAGGCUAGCUUGCUUCACAGAAGAUCUAGUUUGCUUUUGAGGAGGUUGUAAUACCUACACACCUAAUACCUAAAGUCCACUUUAGUUCAGUGUUUGGGUGACAGCUAAAAUGGAUGCUCAGGCCUUGAAUUAUGAGAAGAUUACUUCAUAAAGUGGAACAUCUUUUCCAUGAAAAUAACUUUAGUCCAAAUGCAAUGCUAACAGAGAUGCUUUUACAGUUGUCGUCCUACUGAACAGUUAAUGUUGCUUUUGAUCCCCAGGAAUCCCCUGUUUCCCCCCUCCUAAGAUUGCCAAUGGUCAACACAGUGAGUCAAUCGAUGGACAUUAUGACUAUGGCACAACAGUGACGUACACUUGUAAUGCUUAUUACUCACUUAUUGGAAGCCGUACUAUUACAUGUUUAGUGGCUGCAGAUGGUGUAAACGGAGAGUGGCGUCCAGCUGCACCUGAAUGUAAAGGUGAUGGAAACUAAUGUUUGGUACCUUUCCUGUACUAUGUUAAUGUCCUUUGUGAACAGUGGCAGGAAAAAGUAAAUCCUUCUUGGAAUUUGCUAACUUUGCAGUCUGCUAAGCACUGUGCUGCUGCUGUUCAGCCUGUGAGGUUUUCAGUGGGAUUGCAAUUGAUUCAGUGUGGGAGAUGCCCACACUGCACUGCCCCCUCAAUGAGUUGCUUGUUUUAACCUGAGUCAUUUUCAGAGGAGCUUAUGGUCUGGUCCAAUUAAAAUAAUCACUAUUAUGUCCCACUGAGAACAAAGGAACCUAGAUUUGGUUGUGAGUAUGUAUUUGAUUAAUUUCAUUUGGACUUAAUCAUUGCCUUUAGGUUGUUUUGCUCAGGGUGCUAGGAAGAAUAAAAACAAUAUAAAUAUAAUGUUUCCUGUAACAAAUGGAGGAGUAUUAAGUAGUAAUUGUUAUCCUUUAUAGUUUUAGAUUUGUUUGGCUUUCUACAUUCUAAGAGCUAUCUGCGCAGGAAUUUUGAUAAUGCCUGUCUCUGAAGUAGUUUAUAGACCUGUAGAAAUUUAGUUGGAUUGAAAUUAUAUAUUUUAAUCGGCUUAAUUAGUUAUUUGAAGUCACCAGAAGUGUGUUCACCUAUCCAUAAAAUAAAAUAAAAUAAAUCCCAAACAGGUGUGCUAAGAAUUUACUUCCAAACCACCCCUUAAUGGUUCAUGCCUAGGUGAAGAAAUAACACCUUAAAGCAAAAUGCAACCAAGAGAGCUAUACAAGCUCAGCAUCUGGUAGGGACCCAGUUUAUUAGAGGAACCAUUGCAGUAGGGAAGCCUCUCUAAACCAGAACCACCAGUUAGGAGAACUGCUUCAAAGGCACAUUCUACCAAAGCUUUUACAAGAUUUUCCAAACACAAUACAUUAUUAGCCAAUAACACUCAUACGUAAAGAGAGGUCACAGGUCUUGCUCCUCUAUAUUAUCUUCUUUCAUUCAUUAUCUUGAGUACCCCCAUACUCUGGAGCCUCAGGAAUCAUAUUUCAUCCACUUAUCGUCCAUCUUCCAUGACAACCAGACCAUUAAAAUGUCCUUAACAUACCAUUCCUGUAGCUUCCCAUGUUUUGGAAGACUCAAGGUAAGAGCAGCCUAUAUUCUAAACAUCCUAAACAUUUGUGCUGAUAAACUAUGCAAACAAUUUUUGAGAGAGAACUAUAUAGGAAAUUUGUAGUUCAGAGGUUCACAUAAGGUAUCAAGAAUACAGGAAUUGAACCAUUCAUUGAUACAUAGCUUUUACAUAGAGAAUAAAUGCAAAAUAAACAUACAGUGGUACCUUGGUUCUCAAACUUAAUCCGUUCUGGAAGUCUGUUCCAAAACCAAGGCACACUUUCCCAUAGAAAGUAAUGCAAAAUGGAUUAAUCCGUUCCAGACUUUUAAAAACAACCCCUAAAACAGCAAUUUAACAUGAAUUUUACUAUCUAACGAAUCCAUUGAUCCAUAAAAUGAAAGCAAUAAUCAACGUACUGUACUAUAAAAUAAAUAAGGCAGUACAGUGGUACCUCGGGUUACAUACGCUUCAGGUUAUAUACGCUUCAGGUUACAGACUCCGCUAACCCAGAAAUAGUGCUUCAGAUUAAGACCUUUGCUUCAGGAUGAGAACAGAAAUCGUGCUCCGGCGGAAGCGGGAGGCCCCAUUAGCUAAAGUGGUGCUUCAGGUUAAGAACAGUUUCAAGUUAAGUACGGACCUCCGGAACGAAUUAAGUACUUAACCUGAGGUACCACUGUAUUGUAGAUGAUAAAAAAAAUGUUUUUUUUAAAAAAUUCUUACCUGCACUGAUGAUAGUCAUUGUUUGGAUGGGGGGGGGUAUCCAUUUCCACAGUCACACAAUCAAUUAGUAGCUAAACUGGGUUCCACACAAUCACAAAAACAAAUUAACCGAAAAAGCCACAACAAAAACACAAAAUAAAUAGCAAAAACAAAAGCGCCUAAUUUAAUCCGUUUUGGAAGUCCAUUUGACUGGUUUGCAUAGAACACUAGCCCAUGAUACAACAAACCACAAGUAAAAUUCGAAUUUUUCCACAGACAAAUAAGCAAACCUUUGUUUUGUUUUCCGGGCGCUCUUCCUUCCUAUCUUUGCAGUUUGGUGACUGUCUGAGGUGGGAUGGCUAAACAAGCCACGGUUAAGAAAAGGGUGCUGGGUGCACCUGUAAUGCAAAUCCACAAUUUAAAUUUUAUAUGCUAACAUCAGACUGUAGUUUAUUGGCAAUAGUUAAGUCCUUGUGCAAGCUUUAGCAAGCCAUAGUUUAAAUAACAAGUAUAUUUCUAAAUGCUGUUCUUUUCAGUGGUCGUAUGCCGUAGACCUGACAUAAAAAAUGGAAGAAUAACAACUGCAUAUAAGCCUGCGUACACCUAUGGAGAUCGUAUAAUAUCUGCAUGUAAUCGUGGAUACACUCUGGUGGGGAAUGACAGUAGUGUAUGUGGGGCUAACAAUGCCUGGCAACCUCCUAUUCCAACAUGUGUUAGGCGUAAGUAUCUUCCUACACUUAAAUGGGUUCCUUGGGAAGAAUCACAGGGUAUAAAUUCAAUAAAUAAAUGUCCAUAGAAAACGGGAGAUACGUAGCCGCUCCAGCAACAUAUCUCUAUUUCCUCACAUCCAGAAACGCAAGAAGGGCUUUUACUCUUGCUAGAAGCUCGGUCUUGCCCUCACCAGUUCUGGAAGGCUUCUAUAGAAGAAUCCUGUACGCACAGAGACUUUGCGCCUGCCCAUUAGGGGAAAUAGGAAGCCCUGAACAUAUAUUUUUUUAGAUGUCCUUUUUAUGUUGAGAUCUGUAGAGACACCAUUGAUCCAUUGCUGAAGAGGCUCGCCGAUCUUUCAGACAAGUCUAAACUUAAUUCUCUCCUCUUAGGCAAAGAUCACAGGACAACCUGGCUGGUAGCCAGAUUCUGUGCCCAGAUUUGUAGGCACAGAUCAUCCUCUAGAAUAAAAUAGCUCACUAGGGAAAUGCUGAAGUUGCCCUUUGGGUCAAUUUUUUUAUGGUAGUUGUAUGGGUGUAUGUAUAUAUCUCAAUUUUAACUCAUGAGUUAUUGCUGCAAUCUGCUCCGAUUGUAUAUUUUAUCUUUAUGAACGCUGUUUUUAUUGUGUUAUGUUACGGGAGCUGGUCUUUGACUGUAAUAAAAUCUAAUCCAAUAAAUAAAUGUCAGAGCUAUUGUGUUGCACUUUAAAGCAGAUCAUCCUUAUUUCUUUGCCCCCUCUCUUUUCUGCUAGAAUCCACCACCACUGUUGCCACCAUCCGUCCAGGUGGAAGUACCAAAAAAACAACUGCUAGCAGACGUGAGUUAGAAAAAUGUGACUUAAAUAUGAGAUAUUAAAUUCAGGAUUAGCUUACUCCAUGUAUGCUAAUAGGAUAUAUAAGAUUUCAUAAUUAAACCUCUUGGUGGCAGCAUGGAUGGGGUUCUGUUGUUUUCCUGACUUCUUGGGUCACAGCCACUUACCAAGAUGGGGGAGGAGUGAGGAGAGGGGAUUACUGCAUCUGGUGGACCUCACACCUCCUCAUCCAGUAACAAUCCAUGAUAUUGGUUAGUAAUUUCGCCCUUUCACCACCUGCUCCACCUGUCUGGGCCAGUGACUCACUCGUUGUUCCUGCUGGGGCCGCCUGCCACCAGGGGGCAGGAAGACCAAGGGGCAGAAGGAGUUUUCUCCUUCAUCCCCACCCCCUGCCAUAUCGACCCACAAAAGAAAGCCCAAGUUUUGAAGUGCAAUCUUCCUUCUUUUGGUGGUGGCAAUGUGGGCAUGGCAGUGACUUCUUCCUGGGCCACUUGCUUGCUUUGCUCACUUCACCAGCCUACUCAGACAUUUCUCUCUUUUGUUCUGUCCUGUCUUCCGCAUCAGUGGUAGCAUCAGUAAUGGUAAUCCUUGACUGCCCACGUGCACUCUGUUACCUGCCCAAUGAUGGACAAGUACUAGAGGAAAAAUGCAGAAAAAUGAGAUGUUGAAGAAAAGUUGGCCUAUAAAAAAUUCAAAAUAUAAGUAACAUCAGAUUAUUAUUAUUAUUAUUUUAAAAAACUAUUUUAACUUUCUAAAGCUGAUUCCAGAGACUGAGACCAUAGAGGACCUGGUGUCCUGAGACCAUAUGGCACCCUAUACGGACCUUUCUGACUCCUAAUUCUGAAAGAACACAUAAAUGCAGAGCAAUCAGCACUUGAAAGUUGAUAUAAAUCUCUUUACACAGCUCGUCCAACCACUGGAGGUGGAGGUGGUGGUGGUGGUGGAGGAGGAGGAGGAGGAGGAGGAGAUGAAGGAGGAGGAGGAGAUGGAGGAGGAGGAGUAGAUGAUGGAGGAGGAGGAGAUGGAGGAGGAGGAGUAGAUGAUGGAGGAGGAGGAGGAGACGAUGGCCUAAACCCAGAAAACGGUAAACAAUUGCUUUUCACUGUUAUGAGUUGAUGUGGAGAGUGACCAAGGAGUAAGCUUAUGGAUAGAACCAGAGUGGAGGAAAUGGACCCUUGUCAAGAACUGGGGGGGCGGGGGCUGGUGCUGUGGUGUUUGUUAUUGUAAUUAUCUGUAUUUUUAAUAGGUCUCUCUCUCUCUCUCUCUCUCUCUCUCUCUCUCACACACACACACACACACACAGAGAGAGAGAGAGAGAGAGAGAAUUUAAUUGUUUUUACAUGACUUUUUAAAGCUGUUACCAUUUUAUCUAUAAGCUGCCUUGACUCCCUGUCUGGGAAAAAAGCAUGAUAUAAAUAAAUAUAAAAAUAACAAUCCCCCCCCCUCUUUUGUAUAGGACCUACAAACAAACCACUGACAACUCCCCUCUUUUUUUAUAGGACCAGGUCCACAGACAACGCUUCCUCCAGACGAUAUAGGUACAGCGGAAAGGUGGUAGUGACAGCAAAUUUAUAAGCUUGUUUUUAGAUUCGGUAUAACACUUCUAAUGAGUGUGGUAGCUUUUUAAAAACAGGAAAUGGUUUUGAGCUGAGAAUGGGAAGUUGCCUUCCACCCAGACAGUUGGUAGCUUGCUAAGUAUUGUCAACUCAGACUGGUAGCAAGUCUCCAGGUUUUCAGACAGGGGACAUCCUGGGCGCUACCUGGAGAUGCUGGGCAGUGAAUCUGGGACCUUCCAUAUAUAAAUAUUCAUUCUUAUGUAUUUAUCUGUCUUGUGACUACCCUUCCUCUGCAUUGGAGAGGACUCAUUAAUCUGAUCCGCCCCCCUGAGACUUAAUGGAAUUUGAUGGGUUCUUCUGGGGCAUUUUGUAGUAGGCAGCCAACAGUCCUCCUGAGACCUUAAUCUCACAUUGGAAUAGGGAGAUACAGCGGGCUUUCAACAUAAUUGCCCCUGUAUGCCUUCUCUGGCACUGUUGAGCCCACUUUGCUGCCUGGCUUUCUGCGGUACUUGCAGCAGUGAAGCAGGCUGGAUGACAACUAGAGUGCAGAUGUAAGGCUCCAUAUGAAGUUAACCAUUCACAUGUUGGGAGUGUAUGGCAGUGAAAGCUACAAAGGCUUAUUUUUCUGUCUUGUUAUUGGCAUGUACAGCCCUGAACAACUUGGAACCAGGGAACACCUUACCUUGUAUACUGCUGCCUGGACACUUUGACCCUCAGGAGAUACACUCUCAGUAGUGCCAUGUUCUGCUGAGGUUCAUCUUAUGUCUAAUAAGACCAGGGGCUUUAGUGUGGCAGCACCUGCCCUUUGGAUUGCGCUUCAAAUGAACAUCAGGCAGCCAUCUUGUCAUUUAGGCAGCUGCUUAAAGCUUGCCUAUUCACUCAGCCUUUCCUUGGAAGGUGAUUCAGCUGUGUUGCUAUAUUAACUUUGUCUACAGAUUUGUGAUACAUUUUGUAUUUGUUUUAUGGGUGUAAGACACUUAAAAAUACAUUUGUAUGCUCAGACUUUUCUGACUAAAUAUUAUUCUACUUAAAUUUUAUAUAUAUCUCUGACAUUGUUUAUUGUUUGCUGCUGAUUUUAUUUUAGUUUGUUUAUAUUUUAAUACCUACUAAAAUGUUUAACAUGUUUAACAUUUUAGUAUUGAAUUUUAUUCUAUAAACUGCUUUGGGAUGUUUGGAAGGGAAGAGGCUUAAAUAAGUAAUUAGAAUGUGUGUGAAUUAUUUAAAAGUGGGAAACCCAUUUCUUGGUUCCAGCGAAAUACCUCUAUAUUCAGUCUUCCAUUGUGUACUGGAGUAGAUUAUUUCCAGUUAUUAGUUGUACUAUAUUUUAUUCAGUGUGUGACACACACAAAUGCAUACUGGCAUAGAAAGAGAGAGAGCACACUACGAUCUGCCACAAUUACAUUGCUUCAAAUUUUAGCUCACACUUUUUAUUUACUUCUUUUCUAGAAUCUGACAACACCGCAACAAUUAUUAUCGGUAAGCAAUUACAGAGCAAGUUACUUCGCUGCUAUUGUACUUUCAUGCCUUGUAGUAAUGUGUGUUUCCUUUACCUUUUACUCCAGUUUUGGUUUAAAUGUUGAAGACUCCUACUUGGAGAAGAUGUUGAUUCUUUUUCAAAUAUGCUUAGGGUGCAAACUUUUCUCCAAGAUCUGCUGUUUAUUUAUUUAUUUGGUGAGGCCAGCUCUGCUUCCUCCACUAUCUUUGCUCCUGUAAUGUACAUAGCUGUCUCUAAAUUCAGCCCAGACUUCCCCAUGCUGUGACUUCUAAUGUUCUUGCACCUGGGUGUGACUGGGGCUUUUAAAAAAAUCCUCAGGAGUAAGGGUGUCUUGAGCUCAGGCAUGCCAACUCUAGGGGGCCUAGUGUUGAGGUGGCUGUGUAUGUGAGACACAUCACAGGGCUAAUGUGCCAGCUCCUUCAGAGUGCUUGGUCUCCUCCGCUGCACGUGCAUGACACGCGAUACGUGUGACAUCACACGCAUGUUGGGCCCCCUCAAUCUUGGGGGCAACCUGGUGACUCUGCUUCAGCUUCACACACUGCUUGGGUUGGAGAGUUGCUCUUUGAUUGUCAUUAGGGCCACUAAGUCUGCAGACAUCUGUUAGGGGCAGGAAGAACUCGUUGCUGCAAUCAAUCUCUGAGGACAACUGCACAUCUGCCCCAAAAGGGGGUAACUGCAGAUGUACAGUGGACUCGCUGCUCAAGGUAUAUAUGUGCCAAGUAACUCAUCCACCCGAGUGGCUUUAAUGUCCAUUGAGCAUUACAAGGUAAGAAGAAGAAGAAGAAGAAGAGUUUGGAUUUGAUAUCCCGCCUUUCACUCCCUUUAAGGAGUCUCAAAGCGGUUAAUAUUCUCCUUUCCCUUCCUCCCCCACAACAAACACUCUGUGAGGUGAGUGGGGCUGAGAGACUUCAAAGAAGUGUGACUAGCCCAAGGUCACCCAGCAGUUGCAUGUGGAGGAGUGGAGACGCGAACCCGGUUCCCCAGAUUACGUGUCUAUCGCUCUUAACCACUACACCACACUGGCUCUCAACAACUUGUCUUGUGACUUCUAUUGAUACUAUUGCUUUCCCUCAACACAAAAAUAAUUACUUUGUCUUAUUAAUUGGUACUACGGCAUAUCACUGGAUUUAUUUCUUUUUUCCCUUCAAGGAUUGGUCCUGGCUAUUUUAGUUGUGCCUUGUCUAAUUGUUGCAUUUUGGAAAUACAGAUCGUCCAUGAAAACUAGGUGAGCCAGCCCAAGAGCAGCUGUCCCUGAUUCUCUGUUGCCUUCUUGGUUGCUGAGUGAGCUACCAUAUGCUUCUUGACUUCACUUUGCCUUCUACUUUGCUCACACUUUCCGCAUACAUGUGCUUAGUGUUCAGAAAGGGCUUGCACAUUUUUUGUUGAACAGUUGCACUAAUCUGCUACCACAGAAUAAAAGCACAGUAAUUUUUCUAGAAUGGGUAGUCAGUAUUUUAUCCCAUUUGGUGUUCUGAUGUGACAGAAAUGUUCUGUCUCCAUUUACAUCAGCUGUCCAUCCUAAUGCUGACUUCACAAUGACUAUUCUGGCCCUGAAAAUCUUGAAAUCUGCUAUUAAAUAAAGUUUUAAAACAUUCUGUAUUCUACUGGGGCCACCAAGGGUACUUGCAGUUUGCGGUUAUUACUUUCAGAAAUAGUAAGCAGAGGCGGAGCUAGCUGCUCCAGGACCCGGAGUGGCCCGCAGGGGUGGGGCUAGCCGCCCGCGGAGUUGCACCUACAGCGGGGAGCGUCCCAGGGGGGUAUGCUAGCAGCAGUGCGCGUCCCAUGGGGGCGCCACUCAUGGCGAUGUCACCCCCCUCGGGGAUGACACCAGGGGUGGGCUGUACCCACCUUUCUCCACUACCGAUAUUAAGAAAAUGGAUUUGUUGAAUAGUUCUGUCUAAAGGCAGUAAUGUGUUUUUUUUUAUUUUCCCCCUAGAAGAAUCUAGGCCAAUGCUAUAAUCAUUCUAAACCAACAAUUUGCAGCAAUAACUUAUUCUGCACAUUUCUCUCGCAUGGCUUUUCUUUCUUUAUUUGUAUCCAGUGCUUUCCAUUUUUGUUGUAGCAUUGUAUGCAUGAUUUUACUGUUUAGAUAUGAUGCAUAUAUUUUCCCAUCGCUUUGUGAGUGCUAAUUAAGCUGUUUCCAUAGAUUAAUACAGAAAUUAUUUACUCAUUAUGAAUAUCCAGUGCAAUAAUUUCUGUCCCAGGUAGGUUACAUGUCUUUUACAUCUGUGGGAUUCAGAUUUGAUACCAAAGCAUGCUGAUUGUUGUGUCAAAGGCAAGAGUUCUGUUUUAUGCAGAGGCAAUAACAACCCCAGUAGAGUAAAGGGCAGGCUCAUCUAAGAGGAAUCUGUUAGUAGUUACUAUUUUCUAUAGUUAGUGUGUUAGUCUCCCACUCUUAUAUCUGUUUUGCUUAUAUAAUCCUAAUUCACAUCAUCUGCUUUACUUCUAAUAUCCUGCAGUUGCCAACAAUCAGUGCAUUACUUCUGAAACUUCUGAAAUUUAUUUUCCUGCCCAAGAAGCAACAGCAUGGCUACUGUUUCAAUGUGAAAGUUACUUACAAUACUUUUAAAAUUUGAAUAACAUGAAGUGGAAUGUAGAUGUAUUUGUGUGUUGCUUUUUUCCUUCCUGACAGGAAAACAAAACAAAAUGGUGUAAUGUUUGGAACAUAGGUAUUAAUUUUAAAUAUUUUAUUUUAUUUUUACAGAGUACCCGAAGCUCCUUCUAGUCCUGCUCAAUUUGACAAGUCGGUAUCAAAAUCUGGAUUGGAAGCCAAAGGUUCUCAAUUGAACAAGGUUUCUUCAGUAAACCUGUAA